UUAAACUAAAUAAUUUACACAUGUUAAUUUAUUUUGAUCACUAUGUUUUCUAAGGGUUUAAAAAAUAGUAAUUUGAGCUUACAAAAUUGUAUUUAGCAGGCAAACGUACAAUAAGAAAGCGUAAAGGAUUGACCAGCGUAUAUCGAUAAUUUAACUCAAUUUUACCUAAAAUAGAUUUUUUACAUAAAUCUGGUGUAUACAUUCUAUAUAACCAAAAUAUGGCAGGAGAUCAAAAACAAAGUACUGAAGCAAAAGCAAAACCAAUAUUUCGUGAUUUGUCGGCUGAAGAUCCGGAGCCAGAAACAACAGAGAUAGAGAGUCUCUGUAUGAAUUGCGAAAAAAAUGGUGUUACUAGAUUACUCUUGACAAAGAUUCCGCAUUACAAAGAUAUUGUGGUAAUGUCCUUUGAUUGCGAACAUUGUGGCUUUCAAAAUAAUGAGAUACAAAAUAGUGGAAAAAUUGCAGAUAAGGGAAUUAGGAUAACGCUGCAAGUUAAAACUCUUAGAGAUCUGAAUCGUCAAAUAGUUAAAUCAGACUACACUAGUGUAAAAAUUCCAUCCUUGGACUUUGAGAUUCCAUCUAGAUCACAAAAAGGAGAGAUUACGACAAUUGAGGGAAUAAUAGAAAGAACUAUUGUGGGGUUGGAGCAAGAUCAAUCUGGAAGGAGACAAAAAUGUCCAGAUGCUGCGUCCCAAAUUGACCACUUUCUUGAAAAGAUAAGGAAGCUUAAAUCUUUAGAGAAGCCCUUUACUAUAAUAUUUGAAGAUAUAUCAGGCGAAUGUCAUGUAGAGAAUCCAAAACCCAUGUUAAAAGAUGAAGGAUGUACUACAGUGCAGUUUAAAAGAACAAGGGAGCAAGAUCAUAUUUUAGGAAUCUACUCAGAAAAUGACACAGAUGAUACUUUGUUAAAACCUAUACAAGAAGGAGAAUAUCCUUUGGAACAAAUUGAAGGAGAAGUACUUUCUUUCAGAACAAAUUGUCCAGAGUGUAAUUUUCCAUGUGAAACCAACAUGAAAUUAACCAAAAUUCCACAUUUUAAGGAAGUUGUAAUUAUGGCAACGGUUUGCGAGUCUUGCGGACACAGAACGAACGAAGUCAAGAGCGGAGGAGGUAUCGAACCCACGGGAGUGAAAAUAGAAGUCACAAUUACAGGAAGAGAGGACUUUAGCCGUGACUUGUUAAAAUCCGAAACUUGUCAUAUGGAAAUACCCGAAUUGGAGUUAGAAAUCGGUCCCGCUGCCUUAGGUGGACGUUUCACUACAGUAGAAGGCAUUUUAGUAGCGAUAAAAGAGCAAUUAUCAUCAUCGACAGCUUUCAGCGGUGAUAGUAGCGAUCCAGAAACUGUUAAACGGAUGGAAGCCUUCAUAUCUCACUUAAAUGAGGUUUUGGAAGGGAAACAAAAGAUCACGCUUGUAUUAGAUGAUCCAGCAGGCAAUAGUUACAUUCAGAGCCUGUCAGACGAAGGUUUAGAUAGCGGUUUAAAAAUCAUUAAAUAUGAAAGAAGUUUCGAUCAGAACGAAGAAUUGGGGUUGAACGAUAUGAAAGUCGAAGACUAUUAAUCGUUCAUCGCAAAGAUUCACGAAAUAAGGCAAUGCCGAUAAUGUCAAUAUAAUGUAUUAUAUUUGAACGUGAAAAGAAAAUGUAUUAUAAAUGUACACUAUACUGUGUAAAUAUACAUUUUGCAAUUUUAUUGCAAAAUUUUUUAUCGAGA
Molecule: messenger RNA, 1711 nt
Organism: Bombus pascuorum
Lineage: Eukaryota; Metazoa; Arthropoda; Insecta; Hymenoptera; Apidae
Gene: Zpr1
Product: zinc finger protein ZPR1
Exons: 3
Coding region: 219-1559 (446 amino acids)
Cellular component (GO): nucleus; cytoplasm
Molecular function (GO): zinc ion binding
Source: RefSeq, a predicted model, not a curated record